Molecule: messenger RNA, 1146 nt
Organism: Rhododendron vialii
Lineage: Eukaryota; Viridiplantae; Streptophyta; Magnoliopsida; Ericales; Ericaceae
Product: ADP-ribosylation factor-like protein 2
Exons: 6
Coding region: 349-906 (185 amino acids)
Biological process (GO): protein folding
Cellular component (GO): cytoplasm; microtubule cytoskeleton
Molecular function (GO): GTP binding; GTPase activity
Source: RefSeq, a predicted model, not a curated record
UCUUCCCCCUCCUUUUUCUUCAAUCUACCAUUUCUCUCUGACGACUUCACCCAAUUCAGAGUACCGUCUCUUCCGCCAUUCCUCACCUGCACGCUCUCCUCCGAGCAAGAAUUUUCAGAUCACACAACCUCAAGCUUUCUCCUCUCCGAAAAGAAGAUAGAACUCUGAAAUCCAAGUCCGAAGUAGGUUAUAAUUUGGCCCAUGAUGUGCUGAGGGUGAACGGAUGCUCUAAAAGAUGAGAGGAUAUUUCAGAAACAAAUAAUUUCUGAGUCAGAUGAUCACAGGUUCAAAUACAAUCAAUAUCAAUUGUUUCCCUUGAUUUGGGGUAGAGUGUAGACAGUUGUGACGAUGGGGCUGCUUAGCAUCAUUCGAAAGAUCAAGCGGAAAGAGAAAGAAAUGCGAAUACUGAUGGUGGGACUUGAUAACUCAGGGAAGACGACAAUUGUGCUGAAAAUCAAUGGUGAGGACACAAGCGUUAUCAGUCCUACGCUGGGAUUCAACAUCAAGACCAUCACUUACGACAAGUAUACCCUGAAUAUAUGGGAUGUUGGGGGCCAAAGGACAAUCAGAUCAUACUGGAGGAACUACUUCGAGCAAACUGACGGUUUGGUGUGGGUUGUUGAUAGUUCAGAUCUAAGAAGGCUUGAUGACUGCAAAUUUGAACUUCACAAUCUGUUGAAGGAAGAGAGGCUAUCAGGAGCAUCACUACUAAUUCUAGCCAAUAAACAAGACAUACAAGGUGCUCUAUCGCCACAUGAAAUAGCUAAGGUGCUCAACCUUGAAGGGCUGGAUAAAACUCGACACUGGGAAAUUGUGGGCUGUAGCGCAUACACUGGGGCUGGCUUACUUGAAGGGUUCGACUGGUUGGUUCAAGACAUUGCCUCUCGAAUCUAUAUGCUUGAUUAAUUCAUGUUAAGAUCUCUCUUGAUGUCCUUGGGUAUUCUGAAGCAUGUUUAUGGCACAGCUAAUUUAUUUGUUCAUUGCUUUAUGUAUCCACAUCUUAUCUUCACUGUGGGCGCUAAAUGUUGUGAACAAUGUAUCACGGGUUUUUGGGUAGACAAAAAUGCUUAGUUCUGUUGACCUCUGUGACUACUCUUUGAUGUGACCAUUCAAUAGUAAGGAGUGAAGUAGAAUGAUUCUGACAAA